Messenger RNA from Brassica napus (rape), 1320 nucleotides. RefSeq lists its product as uncharacterized. Lineage: Eukaryota; Viridiplantae; Streptophyta; Magnoliopsida; Brassicales; Brassicaceae. Bases 1 to 1320 code for a protein of 439 amino acids. The record is from RefSeq and is a predicted model, not a curated record. The transcript has 2 exons.
AUGUCGACUCUGGAGACACCCAAAUCCAUAACGGGUGUGAACCUCCCACCUACUGCGUCUGGAGGAGACGCAUCAACGCGCGGAAAGGCUAAGGAUGCUCAGACCUAUGACAUGGAAGACAGCGAAUCUGAGCCGGAACCCGAUAAGGAAGCACCUAACGAAGCAACGAAAGCGGAAUCUCCUAUGGUCCCAUACCUGGAGCAGAUGUUCUCCAAGAGGCUCGAUGCCAUGCAGUCCAUGGUAGAGAGGCUCCCAGAGGUAGCUCCCCCCAUCCGGAAGAGCAACCCAGACUCCUAUGAUGUUGAGAUCACCUUGAUCGAGAUGCCCAGGAAGUUCUCCUUCCCCAGCAUAAAGGCGUAUGAAGGCACUACCGAUCCGGGUGACCACAUCACCCAAUACAGACAAAGGAUGCUUGCUGUAGCACUCCCAAAAGAUUCGCUUGAAGCUACCAUGUGCAAACGGUUCGGCUCAACCCUGACCGGACCCACUCUGCAAUGGUACAUCAACCUACCCUCCAGGUCCAUAGCCUCUUUCGCGAUUCUCUGUGAUAAGUUCGGGGAACAAUUCGCCAGCAGCAGGGACCUGCAUAAAACCUCUGAUGGCCUCUAUGAAAUCCUCCAACACUGGACAGAACCCCUACAAGGCUACAUAGCCCGCUUCAAUCAAGAGAAGGUGGCUAUUUCUGAAUACACCAGCCCCACUGUUAUCUCUGCCUUCAAAAGAGGCAUGCUCCUCGACGGGGACCUCUAUAAGGAGCUAAUCAAAUACCAGUGCAAAACCAUGGAAGACGUCCUAUCCCGAGCUUGGGCACAGAUACCAGAACUGGCCGAUCAAGAAGGCAAAAGGGAUGGCAGUGUUCACGUGGCUAGACAUCUCUCACCUCUCCGUCUCAAGGCCGGAACUGAUCAAUGUUCUGAGGCAGAUGGGCCAACAGGUCAAGUGGCCUUAGAAGAUGAAAGCGUCUGGUGCGACUUCCAUCGAGACCACGGUCACAAAACGGAGGACUGCAUCGCACUGAAGAUCAAGGUCAAUGAGUUGCUUAAGAAAGGACACCUCAGGGAGUUCCUUUCCGAGAAGGCCAAGAGUCAUCUAAGCAAGAAGAUAACGGGGAAGCCCACUGAAGCUACUCCCUUCUUGCCACCUCGACAGGACCGAAAGAUACAUGUCAUAUCUGGCGGUUCGAAGAUCAGCGGCAUAAGCCAUGCAGCCGAAAAAAGCACAUGGAACGCCAAGCACGGCCUAGAGGCGGCCAAGCCAAAACGGCUGGUCCUGGGUGUUGGACCCAAUUUUGGUCAAGACCGAAAUGGGCCCCGAUCGUAG